This is a messenger RNA of Funneliformis caledonium, 663 nucleotides long. The record is from the annotation of a GenBank genome assembly. NCBI's taxonomy places the organism in Eukaryota, Fungi, Glomeromycota, Glomeromycetes, Glomerales, Glomeraceae.
AUGAGCGACUAUAUUCAUAAACUGGGUGUUUCUCAAGAUUGGGCUUACACCGACGUUUUUGGUCUUGAUAGUGAAAUUCUGUCAAUGAUCCCUCAACCUGUCAAAGCAGUCAUUCUUCUUUUUCCCAUCACUGACAACUACGAAAGGGAUAGUAAAGAAGAAGUAAACAAAAUUCAAGAAAUUGGACAGGAAGUUUCCCCAAAUGUAAUGUUUUUUAAACAAACCAUCUCUAACGCGUGCGGAACCAUUGGAUUAUUACAUUCACUUGGCAGUAAUACGGACGCAAUUCCAAUUGAUGAGGGUCCACUAAAACGUUUGUUGGAUAUAUCAAAGAAUUUAACAUCCGAUGAACGUGCUAAAGUUCUUGAGGAAGACCAAGAGUUGGCAGAAGCCCACAAGUCAUCUGCAUCGUCAGGACAAACAAGUGCAAGUUUAAAUUACCGAACGCCAAGUGAAGAUGAAGUUGUGAAUUUGCAUUUCGCUACUUUUAUUGAAAAGGAUGGAUCUAUCUAUGAAUUGGAUGGAAGAAAACCAUUUCCUAUCAAUCAUGGCCCAUGUAAAAAUCUAUUGGAGGAUUCGGCUAGACUUAUCAAAAAAUUUAUGGAAAGAGACCCCGAAAAUUAUCAAUUCACAGUAAUCGCGCUCACGCCUAAACAAGGUUGA